Phasianus colchicus (ring-necked pheasant) is the source of this 915-nucleotide messenger RNA. Lineage: Eukaryota; Metazoa; Chordata; Aves; Galliformes; Phasianidae. The record is from RefSeq and is a predicted model, not a curated record.
GAUGGGGUGGCGAGCGGCCGGGAGCGGGCCGGGCUGUGCACAGGGUGGGGGGCGCGGUGCGGCGGGAGUUGGGGCCGAUCGCAUAUCCGCACUGGGCGCCGCUUCCGCCCGGCGGGAGCUGAGGGCCGCGUGGGCGCUGGGGCGCCUGCUUGGGACGGGGCCGUCGGGAUAGGUUUUGUGCCGCUUUGGAGCGCAAAGAGCGUUACGGGUGCAAGGCUGAGUUGUGUGGCUCAAGGAGUCUUGUCCCCGCGUUUACCCAUAAGCUUCUGCUUUCAUCCCCUUCAGCUUUUCUCAUGCCUUAACCAGGGUCCUGUCUGUACCGAGUGCUUAAAAGUCCGUGUUUGCACGUUAUAAAAUCACAGAAUGGUUUGGGUUGGAAGGGACCAAUAAGACCACGUAGUUCCAACCCCUGCCGUAGGCAGGGACACCUCCCUCUAGACCAGGCUGCUCACACUCCCAUCCAGCCUGGCUUUGGAUGCCUCCUUAUCCAAAUGUCUUAAUUUCACAUCUCUUCCCAGCUUACCAAGAAAAAUCAAGAUGAGUCUACGAAAGCAAACUCCUAGUGACUUCCUAAAACAGAUCAUUGGAAGGCCAGUUGUUGUGAAGUUAAAUUCUGGAGUCGAUUAUCGAGGUGUCCUGGCUUGCCUGGAUGGGUAUAUGAAUAUAGCUCUGGAACAGACAGAAGAAUAUGUAAAUGGCCAAUUAAAGAACAAGUAUGGGGAUGCGUUUAUCCGAGGAAAUAAUGUAUUGUACAUAAGCACGCAGAAAAGAAGGAUGUGAAGAUGCCAGAAGGAGGCUCUUCUGUAUUUGUGAGUCUCUCCAAAUGGAUGAGAUCUAUUUCAUUUGUAGUUUAUCAUUCACAGAUGAGAUAUUCAAAUGCUUAAUUUUUUUUAAAAUAAAUGUAAACCAAUGUGA